Molecule: messenger RNA, 450 nt
Organism: Penicillium alfredii
Lineage: Eukaryota; Fungi; Ascomycota; Eurotiomycetes; Eurotiales; Aspergillaceae
Product: Vps55 family protein
Exons: 3
Biological process (GO): late endosome to vacuole transport via multivesicular body sorting pathway
Cellular component (GO): endosome; Vps55/Vps68 complex
Source: RefSeq, a predicted model, not a curated record
ACCGAUUACUCUUCUUCCCUAUCAAUUUCAUCGAUCAAGGCCAGUGCUGGCGUCUCCGCAACCAUGGCGGCUGGAUUGAAGACCAUCAUCGCGCUUUCAUUUGUUCUUGCGAUUGGUUUCCUCCUUGUUAUUCUCUCCUCGGCGCUCUGGCACAAGUACUGGCCUCUGUUGGUCGUCGCCAUCUAUGUCAUUGCGCCCCUCCCCAACUGGAUUUGCGGACGAUGCGCAAAUCCUGAUGACUUCAUGGACAGCUCCAGUAACUCAGCGAUGGACUUCGGGCGAUUUUUGACGGGAUUUCUGGUCUUGACGGGCAUUGCACUCCCUGCCGUCCUUGCGCACAGCGGUGCGAUUGAGAUCCCGGCUAUGGUGAUGUCGAUUUUGGGAGGUCUGUUGAUUUACGGAACGAUCAUCAGCUUUUCAGUGUUUUUCCAAGAGCAGGAAGAGUUCUGA